CGUUACAAAAUUCACCGAACCAUCACUUCACUUCCACUCUCUCACUCCCCUUCUCCACCGCCACCACCGGAAAAUGGCCGCGACCUCCUCAAUCUCCCUCAAGACCUUCACCGGGCUCCGCCAGAACACGGCGGAGAAGCCCCACUUCGCCGCCCCCAGGACCCACCGCCCCGUCACUCAGAAAUUCCAGGUCCUCGCCGCCAAGACCAGCCCCAAGCUCACCAACCGCAACCUCCGCGUCGCCGUCAUCGGCGGAGGCCCGGCCGGUGGAUCCGCGGCGGAGUCCCUCGCCAAGGGCGGCGUCGAGACGUUCCUCAUCGAGCGGAAGCUCGACAACUGCAAGCCCUGCGGCGGCGCGAUCCCGCUCUGCAUGGUGGGAGAGUUCGACCUGCCGCUGGACAUCAUCGACCGGAGGGUCACCAAGAUGAAGAUGAUCUCGCCGUCGAACGUCGCCGUCGACAUCGGGCAGACCCUGAAGCCACACGAGUACAUCGGGAUGGUGAGGAGGGAGGUCCUGGACGCGUACCUGAGGGAGCGAGCGGCCGAGAACGGCGCGACGGUGAUCAAUGGGCUGUUCUUGAAAAUGGACAUGCCUCAGGACAAGAACGCGCCGUACCGUUUGCAUUUCACGGAGUACGAUGGCAAGAAAGGUGGGGUUGGCGAGAAGAGGACUCUGGAGGUGGACGCUGUGAUAGGGGCUGAUGGGGCCAAUUCGAGGGUGGCCAAGUCCAUCGGUGCUGGCGAUUAUGACUACGCCAUUGCUUUUCAGGAAAGAAUCAAAAUCCCUGACGACAAGAUGGUGUACUAUGAAAACCUAGCCGAGAUGUAUGUCGGCGAUGAUGUCUCGCCUGACUUCUAUGGCUGGGUUUUCCCCAAAUGCGACCACGUGGCUGUCGGCACCGGCACAGUGACACACAAAGGGGACAUCAAGAAAUUCCAGCUAGCUACAAGGAAAAGAGCCAAAGACAAGAUCAUGGGUGGAAAGAUCAUCCGAGUGGAGGCACACCCUAUUCCCGAGCACCCCCGACCAAAGAGGUUGUCUGGAAGAGUGGCCCUAGUGGGCGACGCUGCUGGGUACGUGACGAAAUGCUCGGGCGAGGGCAUCUAUUUUGCAGCGAAGAGUGGCAGAAUGUGUGCGGAAGCCAUCAUCGAGGGCUCUGAGCAGGGGAAGAGAAUGGUGGAGGAGAGUGACUUGAGGAAGUACUUGGAGAAGUGGGAUAAAACGUACUGGCCGACCUACAAGGUCUUGGAUGUGUUGCAGAAAGUGUUUUACAGGUCAAACCCGGCGAGGGAAGCAUUCGUGGAGAUGUGCGCCGACGAGUACGUGCAGAAGAUGACUUUCGAUAGCUACUUGUAUAAAACCGUGGUGCCUGGGAAUCCAUUGGAUGAUUUAAAACUGGCCGUGAACACCAUCGGGAGCUUGGUGAGGGCCAAUGCCCUAAGGAAAGAGAUGCAGAAAUUAUAAGCAUGUGAAGAAGUGAAGCGUUUUAGGUACAUCAUCCGGACCUUUUUCACCUCUUUUAUAGAUAAUUUCGCAACGAUUCAAUUGGAACAAAUCAAAGAUGGCUCUGUAUCUGAUUCAGGGACAUUCAUGUUCGCUUUUGAAGUUAGUAUUUCUUUAUAGUGUAUACCAUUAUCAGACUGUUUCUGCUGUCAACAAGGGAUAUUGUACUUCUCCAGCUCGCUGAUCAUAGCAAUCUGAACCACCAUAACUCU
Messenger RNA from Rhodamnia argentea, 1716 nucleotides. Its product is annotated as geranylgeranyl diphosphate reductase, chloroplastic. Bases 74 to 1465 code for a protein of 463 amino acids. The record is from RefSeq and is a predicted model, not a curated record. The transcript has 2 exons. Gene Ontology annotation, molecular function: FAD binding; oxidoreductase activity, acting on the CH-CH group of donors, NAD or NADP as acceptor. Gene Ontology annotation, cellular component: chloroplast thylakoid membrane. Gene Ontology annotation, biological process: photosynthesis; chlorophyll biosynthetic process. NCBI's taxonomy places the organism in Eukaryota, Viridiplantae, Streptophyta, Magnoliopsida, Myrtales, Myrtaceae.